Messenger RNA from Cavia porcellus (domestic guinea pig), 1014 nucleotides. RefSeq names its product beta-microseminoprotein A1-like. The record is from RefSeq and is a predicted model, not a curated record. Bases 132 to 434 code for a protein of 100 amino acids. The transcript has 4 exons. Lineage: Eukaryota; Metazoa; Chordata; Mammalia; Rodentia; Caviidae.
CGGAUACGGAGGGGUGUGCCGGAGCGGAUGAGGGUGGUGGACUUCCGCCCGCCCCGAGGAGCCACGGACCUGCGGAGAAAUGGACAUUACAGAGAAUUCUCCUUGGCAGUCUCCUGGUUCUGGCCACCUUCAUGACUAUAUGCAAUGCUGAAUGCUAUGUCAUACCUUUGGAGAAAGUUCCAGAUGGUUCCCGGACUGAAUGCAAGGAUCUUUAUGGAGUCACACACCCCUUGAAAUCAUCUUGGAGGACUUUCCACUGUGAUGACUGUUACUGUGAAGAAAAUGAAAUAAGCUGCUGUAAAUUAGCUCCUGUACCUGUGGACUAUGACAAAAUUCUGUGCCGUGUCACCUUCCACAGGAACAACUGCAGCUAUUCUGUUACGGAGUACCGGGACCCAGGAAAGGCCUGUGUUGUUCGUAAGUGGGUAUUAUAAGUUCCUCCUGCAGGCCUAGAGCUCCCAGGAUAGCAACCCUCAUGCUGUAGCCUCUGAUACUCUGUGACUUCGUAAUCAUACACAGCAAUAAAAUUCUUUCUUGAGCAAAUACUUUUCUUGAGCAAACACUUGUGUUCUUGUAAUUUGUCAAUUAUGUUGGCUAUGAUUGGACCCGUGUUACAAAGCACACAUUUAUUUAACGAGACAAAAUCAAUUUAAAUGAAAUUUAAGCCACAUUUCCCGCACUGUGCUGGUGAUCUGCAUCCCUCUCCUGUGGACCGCAAGCGCCUCUGUGCUUCUCACACAUCAGUCUUCGCUCCUGUGUCUUGCAAUGUGGUGACAAAGGAACAGCAAGUGAGGCUCCUGGAUGGAACCCAAUACACAGUGUCAGAACCAGACUAAGAAGCCAAAGAACAUACAAAAUGGAAAAGAAUUGUGUUAAGUCAAAGUACAUUUUUAGAUAAAUUGUACCCAAUCAAUUCCAAUAUGUAAUUUUUUUCUCUCUUUUCCUGUCAUGUGAUUUUUUUUCAUAAUUAUAUGCAUAAAGCUUUUUCAUAUAAAAGAAACCAUGUGACAUUUA